GACUCAAAAUAAACAAGCUCUAAGUCCCGGUCGGAUAAACUUGACCCGAUCUACAAGUUUCCCUUCCUAUUUAGAAAACGAAUCCAACCAAACCCAAAGACCGAAUCUUGGAUUCGCAAGCGAGCGAGGCAAGCAAGACUAGUUAGUGGCAGGCUGUGUGUUUUAAAGGGAAGAUGUCAGGUUAUGAGAAUGUCGUUGGGGGUAAGCUGAAGCUUAAGGGAAAAGCCCUGGAUGUCAAGGCUGGUGGGGUGAAGAAGAAAAAGAAAAAUAAGAAACGUCAGGAUCAAAUUUUAGAGGUUACAGAAAAUGAACUUCCAGCAGGUGGAAGUGCAGAGCUAUCCACUGAUCCUAACGAGGAAGAUGUAGAUGAUGCCAAAAAAAUGAGUGGCGAUGGGAAGACUGUUCAUUGUGACGAUCAUCUCACUCCUGCAGAAAAGCGAUAUAUUGAACAGAGGGAUCAAAUUGAUGUUCAUAGAUUGGCUAAGGUAGCUAAUAAAUCUCACCGUGACAGGAUUCAGGAUUUCAACCAGUAUCUUGCAAACAUGAGCGAGCAUUAUGACAUUCCUAAAGUUGGUCCAGGAUGAUUCAGGCAAGUUUAUGAGUAUGAAGAAGGAUCAACCUUUUAUGUCAAUGCUAUAUGUAUACAAGGUGGUUCUUGUCAACAGUAUUUGUGUUUUAUUUGAUCAUAUUGUGCCAUAUAGCUGAUGAUUUUUUGUUUGGUGGUUCCUUUCUGUUCUGGAACUUGAUUAAAAGUUGCUCUGAAAUUUGCAUUUGCAAGAAAAACUCGUACAUGUAAGUUAUAACUAUCUUAAUGCUAUUUAGUGCUUGACUAUCA
Molecule: messenger RNA, 835 nt
Organism: Quercus robur (English oak)
Lineage: Eukaryota; Viridiplantae; Streptophyta; Magnoliopsida; Fagales; Fagaceae
Exons: 3
Coding region: 174-584 (136 amino acids)
Cellular component (GO): nucleolus
Source: RefSeq, a predicted model, not a curated record